Messenger RNA from Medioppia subpectinata, 454 nucleotides. Lineage: Eukaryota; Metazoa; Arthropoda; Arachnida; Sarcoptiformes; Oppiidae. The record is from the annotation of a GenBank genome assembly.
GAUCUCGUGGAGCAACAGAUAGUGGACAUCAACACCGGUGUCGGUCGGAUCUGUUACGACCCGAACUUCGAGACACUGAAAGUGGAAUGGCUUAAGAAUUUGCCCCAAAGUCUGCAACUCUUGAAUCAAUUCAUCGGCGACCGACCCUUCCUCGCAGGAGAGAGCGUCACUUAUGUGGACUUCUUUGCCUACGAGGUGUUGGAGAAGUUGUCGGCGUUGGCGCCCGAAGAGGUGUCCAAAGUGGACAAUCUUAAGAAGUACGCCGAGAGAGUGGGUGCUCUGCCGCAGAUCGCCAACUAUCUCAAGUCGGCGCCGAAGUUGCCCUUCAAUGGCCCGAUGGCCAAAUGGGGCGGCAGUUUGUAAACUCCAAACGUAACAAUUUAUAAAAGUAUCUGAAACUAUAUAUACCUGAACCACAAGAACUGAUAAUAAAGUUUUAUUUGUCUGAAAGUAA